This is a messenger RNA of Saxophila tyrrhenica, 1470 nucleotides long. RefSeq lists its product as uncharacterized. Gene Ontology annotation, molecular function: oxidoreductase activity. Bases 1 to 1470 code for a protein of 489 amino acids. NCBI's taxonomy places the organism in Eukaryota, Fungi, Ascomycota, Dothideomycetes, Mycosphaerellales, Extremaceae. The record is from RefSeq and is a predicted model, not a curated record. The transcript is spliced from 2 exons.
AUGGCCUGGCCCAACCCCUUCUACCGCACAACACCCAACACUCGAAAAUGCUGGGGCUACACAUUCGAACUCUCAGACGAACACCUGACACCCGAACAGUGCGAACCCCUCAAACACUCCUACGACACCCUCGGCGAACAAGUCUACGAACGACUGAACGAGCUGUCGCCACCGCCCAGGAAAGAUCUACCGCGCAAUAACAGCAAGUUCUCUGCGGCUCCUGAGAAAGACGGCGAGAAGGAUGGCGGAGUGGACGGGAAUGCGCCUGGAACGGAGCCAGCAAGAGCGCCACCUAGAGAUCUGUAUGCGAUACUACAGCAACAUAGAGAGAAGGAUGAGCUAUUACAACGGUUCUGGACAGAGGUGAAUACAGUCCCGCCUUGGGUGGAUUGGGAGCAGAUCAGAAGAGGGCAGGAUGUCUUCUACCGAUACGGCGGCGCAUGUCUUACAGGACUGGCAUAUCAAAGUCUUCUCGGCGGCAUGGGCGCCGCAAGAGUAGUAGAGACCCUCGCAAGAACAGGAGGCUUCUCCACCAAAGUGGCGCGAGGCAGACUGUUCGAAACGACACAGCACAUCUUACAAUGCACAAAAUCACUGGAGAGCCUCCAACCCGGCGGCGACGGCUUCGCCUCAACGAUCCGAGUCCGAUUGCUGCACGCCGCCGUCCGCAAACGCAUCAUGACCCUCCACGCCACCAACCCCUCCUACUACGACCUCGAAUCCUGGGGCGUCCCGAUCAACGACCUCGACUCCAUGGCCACCAUCUCCACCUUCUCCGCCACCCUCAUCUGGCUCUCCCUCCCGCGGCAAGGCAUCUACCUCCGCCAGCAAGAAAUCACCGACUACAUCGCCCUCUGGCGCUACAUCGCCCACCUCAUCGGCUGCCCCACCAACCCUUUCGCCACCCCCUCCCAAGCCAAACGCGUCACCGAAGCCCUGCUACUCUACGAAGUCCACCCGACCCCGACCUCGCGGAUUCUAGCGAACAACAUAAUAAAAUCCCUCGAGGACCAACCCCCCGGCUACGCCUCGGCGGACUUCCUUAUCGCCUCCGCGCGCUGGCUGAACGGCAACGACCUGUGCGACGCCCUCGGCCUCGCACGCCCGAGUCUCUACUACUGGGCACUGAUGGCCGGACAGUGCCUGUUCUUCUGCACAUUCUGCUACACGUACCGCUCGGUCCCCAGCUGGGACGCGAAGAAGAUCGCCAUGCUGAAAAGGGUCUUCUACAGUAUUGUCGUGGAGAGCAAGUAUGGUUUGAAGGGCGAGGAGACGACGUUUGAGUUCAAGUAUGUGCCCGAGUACAGUACGAUUACGGAGAUGGGGGAGGGCUGGGAGGAGAAGCGGGAGGGGCAGAGGAGUGUGGAGAGCAGGAAUCGGAAUACGGUUGUUGUUGGGGUGGUGGUGCUGGGGGUGGGGACGUGGGUGGCGUGGAGGGUUGUGAGGGGGUUGGUUGGGGCGGUGUGGUAG